Molecule: messenger RNA, 4293 nt
Organism: Schistocerca nitens (vagrant locust)
Lineage: Eukaryota; Metazoa; Arthropoda; Insecta; Orthoptera; Acrididae
Product: repetitive organellar protein-like
Exons: 21
Coding region: 1-4293 (1430 amino acids)
Source: RefSeq, a predicted model, not a curated record
AUGAUAAUAUCGAUAUAUAAUGAAAAGUAUCGAAAAGAUAUAGAAAAGUAUCGAAAAGAUAUCGAAAAGUAUCGAAAAGAUAUCGAAAAGUAUCAUAAAGAUAUCGAAAAGUAUCGAAAAGAUAUCGAAAAGUAUCGAAAAGAUCGAAGAAAAGAUAUCGAAAAUAUCGAUAUAUCGAAAAGUACCGAUAUAUCGAAAAGUACCGAAAAGAUGUCGAAAAUAUCGAAAAGAUAUCGAAAAGUGCCGAAAAGAUAUCCAAAAGUACCGAAAAGAUAUCCAAAAGUAUCGAAAAGAUAUCGAAAAGUAUCGAAAAGAUAUCGAAAAGUGUCUAUAUAUAAUGAAAAGUAUCUAUAUAUAAUAAAAAUAUCGAUAUAUAAUGAAAAGUAUCGAAAAGAUAUCGAUAAGUAUCGAAAAGAUAUCGAUAAGUAUCGAAAAGAUAUCGAUAAGUAUCGAAAAGAUAUAGAUAAGUAUCGAAAAGAUAUCGAUAAGUAUCGAAAAGAUAUCGAAAAGUAUCGAAAAGACAUCGAAAAGUAUCGAAAAGAUAUCGAAAAGAUAUCGAAAAGUAUCGAAAAGAUAUCGAAAAGUAUCUAUAUAUAUCGAAAAUACCGAAAAGAUAUCGAAAAGUACCGGAAAGAUAUCGAAAAGUACCGAAAAGAUAUCGAAAAGUACCGAAAAGAUAUCGAAAAGUACCGAAAAGAUAUCGAAAAGUACCGAAAAGAUUUCGAAAAGUACCGAAAAGAUUUCGAAAAGUACCGAAAAGAUAUCGAAAAGUACCGAAAAGAUAUCGAAAAGUACCGAAAAGAUAUCGAAAAGUACCGAAAAGAUAUCGAAAAAUACCGAAAAGAUAUCGAAAAGUACCGAAAAGAUAUCGAAAAGUACCGAAAAGAUAUCGAAAAGUACCGAAAAGAUAUCGACAAGUACCGAAAAGAUAUCGACAAGUACCGAAAAGAUAUCGACAAGUACCGAAAAGAUAUCGACAAGUACCGAAAAGAUAUCGAAAAGUAUCGAAAAGAUAUCGAAAAGUAUCGAAAAGAUAUCGAAAAGUAUCGUAAAGAUAUCGAAAAGUAUCGAAAAGAUAUCGAAAAGUAUCGAUUAUCGAUAUAUUAUGAAAAGUAUCGAAAAGAUAUCGAAAAGUAUCGAAAAGAUAUCGAAAAGUAUCGAAAAAGAUAUCGAAAAGUAUCGAAAAGAUAUCGAAAAUAUCGAAAAGAUAUCGAAAAGUAUCGAAAAGAUAUCGAAAAGUAUCGAAAAGAUAUCGAAAAAGUAUCGAAAAGUAUCGAAAAGAUAUCGAAAAGUAUCGAAAAGAUCGAAGAAAAGAUAUCGAAAAGUAUCGUUAUAUCGAUAAGUAUCGAUAUAUCGAAAAGUAUCGAUAUAUCGAUAAAUAUCGAUAAGUACCGAAAAGAUAUCGAAAAGUACCGAAAAGAUAUCGAAAAGUAUCUAAAAGAUAUCAAAAAGUAUCGAAAAGAUAUCGAAAAGUAUCGAAAAGAUAUCGAAAAGUAUCAUAAAGAUAUCGAAAAGUAUCGAAAAGAUAUCGAAAAGUAUCGAAAAGAUCGAAGAAAAGAUAUCGAAAAGUAUCGAUAUAUCGAUAAUAUCGAUAUAUAUCGAAUAGUAUCUAUAUAUAAGGAAAAGUAUCGAUAUAUAACGAAAAUAUCGAUAUAUAAUGAAAAGUAUCGAAAAGAUAUAGAAAAGUAUCGAAAAGAUAUCGAAAAGUAUCGAAAAGAUAUCGAAAAGUAUCAUAAAGAUAUCGAAAAGUAUCGAAAAGAUAUCGAAAAGUAUCGAAAAGAUCGAAGAAAAGAUAUCGAAAAGUAUCGAUAUAUCGAUAAGUAUCGAUAUAUCGAAAAGUAUCGAUAUAUCGAUAAGUAUCGAUAUAUAGAUAAGUAUCGAUAUAUCCGAUAUAUCGAUAAUAUCGAUAUAUCGAAAAGUACCGAUAUAUCGAAAAGUACCGAAAAGAUGUCGAAAAUAUCGAAAAGAUAUCGAAAAGUGCCGAAAAGAUAUCCAAAAGUACCGAAAAGAUAUCCAAAAGUAUCGAAAAGAUAUCGAAAAGUAUCGAAAAGAUAUCGAAAAGUGUCUAUAUAUAAUGAAAAGUAUCUAUAUAUAAUAAAAAUAUCGAUAUAUAAUGAAAAGUAUCGAAAAGAUAUCGAUAAGUAUCGAAAAGAUAUCGAUAAGUAUCGAAAAGAUAUCGAUAAGUAUCGAAAAGAUAUAGAUAAGUAUCGAAAAGAUAUCGAUAAGUAUCGAAAAGAUAUCGAAAAGUAUCGAAAAGACAUCGAAAAGUAUCGAAAAGAUAUCGAAAAGAUAUCGAAAAGUAUCGAAAAGAUAUUGCAAAGUAUCUAUAUAUAUCGAAAAUACCGAAAAGAUAUCGAAAAGUACCGGAAAGAUAUCGAAAAGUACCGAAAAGAUAUCGAAAAGUACCGAAAAGAUAUCGAAAAGUACCGAAAAGAUAUCGAAAAGUACCGAAAAGAUUUCGAAAAGUACCGAAAAGAUUUCGAAAAGUACCGAAAAGAUAUCGAAAAGUACCGAAAAGAUAUCGAAAAGUACCGAAAAGAUAUCGAAAAGUACCGAAAAGAUAUCGAAAAAUACCGAAAAGAUAUCGAAAAGUACCGAAAAGAUAUCGAAAAGUACCGAAAAGAUAUCGAAAAGUACCGAAAAGAUAUCGACAAGUACCGAAAAGAUAUCGACAAGUACCGAAAAGAUAUCGACAAGUACCGAAAAGAUAUCGACAAGUACCGAAAAGAUAUCGAAAAGUACCGAAAAGAUAUCGAAAAGUAUCGAAAAGAUAUCGAAAAGUAUCGAAAAGAUAUCGAAAAGUAUCGUAAAGAUAUCGAAAAGUAUCGAAAAGAUAUCGAAAAGUAUCGAUUAUCGAUAUAUUAUGAAAAGUAUCGAAAAGAUAUCGAAAAGUAUCGAAAAGAUAUCGAAAAGUAUCGAAAAAGAUAUCGAAAAGUAUCGAAAAGAUAUCGAAAAUAUCGAAAAGAUAUCGAAAAGUAUCGAAAAGAUAUCGAAAAGUAUCGAAAAGAUAUCGAAAAGUAUCGAAAAGUAUCGAAAAGAUAUCGAAAAGUAUCGAAAAGAUCGAAGAAAAGAUAUCGAAAAUACCGAAAAGAUAUCGAAAAGUACCGAAAAGAUAUCGAAAAGUAUCUAAAAGAUAUCAAAAAGUAUCGAAAAGAUAUCGAAAAGUAUCGAAAAGAUAUCGAAAAGUAUCGAAAUGAUAUCGAAAAGUAUCGAAAAGAUAUCGAAAAUACCGAAAAGAUAUCGAAAAUAUCGAAAAGAUAUCAAAAAGUGCCGAAAAGAUAUCCAAAAGUACCGAAAAGAUAUCCAAAAGUACCGAAAAGAUAUCGAAAAGUACCGAAAAGAUAUCGAAAAGUACCGAAAAGAUAUCGAAAAGUAUCGAAAAGAUAUCGAAAGGUAUCGAAAAGAUAUCGAAAAUAUCGAAAAGAUAUCGAUAAGUAUCGAAAAGAUAUCGAUAAGUAUCGAAAAGAUAUCGAUAAGUAUCGAAAAGAUAUAGAUAAGUAUCGAAAAGAUAUCGAUAAGUAUCGAAAAGAUAUCGAAAAGUAUCGAAAAGACAUCGAAAAGUAUCGAAAAGAUAUCGAAAAGAUAUCGAAAAGUAUCGAAAAGAUAUCGAAAAGUAUCUAUAUAUAUCGAAAAUACCGAAAAGAUAUCGAAAAGUACCGGAAAGAUAUCGAAAAGUACCGAAAAGAUAUCGAAAAGUACCGAAAAGAUAUCGAAAAGUACCGAAAAGAUAUCGAAAAGUACCGAAAAGAUUUCGAAAAGUACCGAAAAGAUUUCGAAAAGUACCGAAAAGAUAUCGAAAAGUACCGAAAAGAUAUCGAAAAGUACCGAAAAGAUAUCGAAAAGUACCGAAAAGAUAUCGAAAAGUACCGAAAAGAUAUCGAAAAGUACCGAAAAUAUAUCGAAAAGUACCGAAAAGAUAUCGAAAAGUACCGAAAAGAUAUCGAAAAGUACCGAAAAGAUAUCGACAAGUACCGAAAAGAUAUCGACAAGUACCGAAAAGAUAUCGACAAGUACCGAAAAGAUAUCGAAAAGUACCGAAAAGAUAUCGAAAAGUAUCGAAAAGAUAUCGAAAAGUAUCGAAAAGAUAUCGAAAAGUAUCGUAAAGAUAUCGAAAAUAAAUCCACUCCAUGUAUAUUACCAUACCCGGUUAUUUUUACUCAUAAAAAUUUGUCUGUAGUCUUGUACGAAAUGUUUUCACAAUUUUGUACUGCCCUGGCUGCACACUUUUCUGGGUUCGGAACUGAUGCCCUUAACGUGAAUUUACUUUGUCUUCACCACAGCAUAUUUACUUGA